Messenger RNA from Micropterus salmoides (largemouth bass), 1696 nucleotides. RefSeq names its product rho guanine nucleotide exchange factor 38-like. Gene Ontology annotation, molecular function: protein binding. Bases 28 to 1194 code for a protein of 388 amino acids. The transcript has 5 exons. The record is from RefSeq and is a predicted model, not a curated record. Lineage: Eukaryota; Metazoa; Chordata; Actinopteri; Centrarchiformes; Centrarchidae.
UUUGACUUCUUCCUCCAGAAAAACAGUAUGGAGCGCUUGGUCCUCGCCCCACUCUCCUCCCUGCAAGGCAUGUUCACAGCGCCACAGAAGCUCAUCCAGAAGCGUUAUGACAAAUUGCUGGAUUACUGCAGCCGCCUGGAGCGCUCCUCUUCUUCUUCAUCCUCAUCAUCCACCACUUCUUCCUCUCCUUCGCUGGUGUCAGAAGACCCGCCUAGUCACGCCAGGCGGGACUAUGAAGCUCUCAACGCCUUGCUAGUGGAGGAGUUGCAGAGGUACAACAUGGCUGCCUAUACUAUCCUGACCAACUGUGUGCUUUAUCUAGUGGCCCUGCUCAGAGGGAUGAUGGAUAAAAUACUACGUUGUUCUCCGUCCAUACAGCAGAUACCAGCUCCAUUGUCAAACAUUGCUGAAGUGCAGAACAGCAUCAUGGAUGAGCUGAACAAUUUGACUUUUGUCAAGGAUAACGCACAGAAGUUAAUGGAGCGAAAGGUCAGCUUCGAGAGACAACGUGACAAGAAAAUAGCGAUUCCUGAGGUGCAGCAUCAAACUGACGAAGAGCGCACCAGGCUGCUAGCAGAACACCCACCUAGCCGUCUGUAUCAGCUGAAGAGGAAGUGUAAUGGCUGCCAGGACCAGGACCUCAGCCUGCUGGAGGGAGAGCUGGUGGCCCUGCUGGAGGACACUGACCCAUUAGGCAGCAGCAGCCGCUGGCUGGUUCACACCGGAGGUAAACAGGGCUACGUCUACUCCACAUUCCUGAAGCAGUACAACCCUCUGAGGGACUCCCAGCGGGCAGGCCAGAUAGUCAAAGAGCAGCAACAACAGCAGCAGCCGCCUGCCAUGGUGGAAGACUUUGACGACCUCAGCCUGUUUGUGUCAGGCAGUGGCAGCAGCAGCCUGCGCAGCUUCAAUCUCAACACAACUGACAGCAGCUCCACCCUCGCUGGACUACAGAGAGAGCCAGAGAUCCCUGAAGACCUGGAGGAAACACUGGACAAGGAGGCUCAGCAGUUCUAUGCUGUGUAUGCAUUUCAAGCGCGCUGUGACCAGGAGCUGACCUUGCAGGAGUACCAGCAUGUGCGCAUCCUCCAGUUCUGUGACCUGGGAGGCAAUACAGACUGGUGGUUAGCUGAAGCUAAUGGACAGAGGGGAUAUGUCCCUGCCAACUACCUUGGCAGGAUGUCCUAUGCAUAAAUAGAGGCCCUAUAUUUAUGCAUAGGAUUUCUGGAAAACCAAACCGUGACAUUUUAACUGAAGUAGUCCUGACUGUAAAACAUGUCAUGGCUUUGUGAAAGUCACAAUUGCACUAGGUAUCAUUUGUUGUUAUCACAUGUCUCGUACCACAAGUGUUGACGUUGAACGAUGUUACUUUGCCUUCAGAAGAUCUUAACAAGAGAGCUCACCAAUGGGACUUGGCCAGGAAUCUGUGAUGCAUAUAAAUAAUGGUAGGAGAAGCAGGGCACUGUGCUGAGCACUUUUUGUACUUCAGUGUUGUUGACUUUAUAUUGAUAAUGAAGUGAUUUAUUCAGGAAGUAAAUUUUAUAUAAAUUAUAUGUGAACUAAUUCACAGAUGAAGUAAAUGUUAUAUGUGAAAUGAUUAAUGAAGAAUAUGUUUUAUGUGAAUGUGAAAUGAAGACAUGACUAUGACCUUUAUAUUUUAAUAAUGACGUCACGAUUAAACAUGAGCCAUUCUCAA